AGAAACUUUGGUAUGUAGUACAGACAAAAAGGUAAUCAAGAAAUAAAACGAUCCCGCAAUUGAGUGCUGGUCGUGGCAGAGCCUUGCAAUAUGAUGUGGUCUGGGGGGUAUCCUGAGAAGUAGGAUGACAAGGGUUGUCGGGUCGGCUGGCCAAGGAGGCCGAUGAGGGAAUGGAAGAAACGAGGGGUGUCGAAACCGAGGCCGAGAUCGAUGGAAACCAGGAACAAGCGCUGAUGGGAAAGUCGACAGCAACCAGCUCCGAACCUUCCCUCGACCAUCCUGGAACCCCAUCGAUAUCCAGUCUGAGGCUCUGAGGAAAAAGGUCAUCCAAAAGCACUGAGAAACGCUUGAGGAAUCAGAAAUCCAAGUCGAGGAAUGGAUAUGGCCGAGCAACAGUCGACCAAGGGAGGCAUCAUCAAGGAGGGAGUGGAUGAACUUCAAUCGAUUAUCGAUCAGCCAUCCGCUCAACCAUCCCCACAAUCACUCAAAACGCUAUUCCAGAAGAUCUCCUCUCAAAACCCAUCGCUCCGUGCCAAGGCCUUCAGCGCACUAGCAAUCACCCUGCAAUAUCAUCAAGCCAAAGCUUCAUCGUUAUUCAAAGUACCACUCGAGACUUUACUACAUUCGACAAUAGUUGAAGAAGUCUGUGAUGGUCUUGCCGGUCUCUCGGCUCUCUUCAUGCUCUCGCCGCAAGAUGCACUGGGGAUAAUACGAUCGGACGGUUUUCUGACAAAGCUUGCCGAAUCGGUUGUUGAUCUGCUUGCCCUCGGCCCUUCCAAAAGCCAAUCCAAGGCCGAUCUCAACCAAUCUUUCUCCGAGUUUAUCGCCCUCAGUCUCAACCAUAAACCAGUCAGAGAGAUCAUCAAGUCCGAUUGGCCAGGCUGUUUGGACUGGUUGAAUAAGAUCGCAUUGGCUACGACCUCCGACGUUUCCAUCCCGGCUCACUGCGCGGCAAGCCUGGCGUUGAUCAAAUUGCGUUUGACGAGCGACUUACAGGAUAAAAACAUCGAGCUACCCUCGAUGACUCGCUUGACACAAAUCAUGCUCGACGCCCUACUGGACAAAACUUGCCCUCCAAAUGCCCCAAUCGAGGGAUUGGCCCUGCUCAGUGAACACGGAACCGUUCGAGAGAUCCUGAUGAAAAACUCAGAGAGGGUUUUACAAGCUACCAAAGCACUCUCGGCCAGCAAGGAAUGUCUAGAAACCGAUGGAAUGAACAAAUCUGACACGUCGAUCGCCUAUGGGGUCGCGACGAUCAUAGCUCAUCUUUCUGCAUACAAGGUCAUUAAAACUGAUGAAGACCGGGCAGCCGAACAACUCAAGAAGCUCGCACAACGAAGUGGUCAAGCAGUCUCAAACGAUAAGCCCUCAGGAAGCUUGGAUGAUAACCAAGAAACAGAGAUCCCUGAUGAGCUAGUAUUUGAAUGGAUCCAAUCUUGCCUGAAACGGAAUAAUGAUCUGAUGGAUACUGUGGGCUGGCUUGCUAAGAGUGAAAGUAAAGAAGUCAAACGGACUACGGGUAAAGUCCUCCUGAACUUGGUCGAACGUCAAGACUGCAGAGGACUCGUCUUACAAUCUGGGGGCGGAAGGAUGUUGAUGAAAAUCAUCGCAACUCUGACAGUCUCUAGCAACAACCCGAAACCGCAACUUCCCGCCUUGUCGACAGCCUCAGAUUCAAGUCAACCCAUGCUCGACCCAUCCGAUCUCCACAUCAUUCAAGCCUUGGCCAAGAUUCUCAUCACCACCAACCCAUUGCUAAUCUUCGGACCUUCAGCAGACUCGCCGAUUUUGUUUUCGACCAUCAAACCGCUGACCACUCUAUUCAUCCACCCAUCCUCGACACUCCUCCAAACCUUUGAGGCCUUGAUGGCCUUGACGAAUCUUUGCAGUCUUGGAGGACGGAUCCCGACGGAGGUGGCAGGAUCGCCGCGGGUCUUGAGCCGCUUAGAAGAAUGCAUGAUUGGUGUUCGGACGGGCGAAAACUACAUGGUCCGACGGGCGGCUACCGAGCUGAUCUGCAACCUGUCUAGCACCCCACUCGUCCUCGCCAGUUUCGGCCCUCAAUCAAAUGAGCCAGCGGGCAGCAGAGGAUCGGCGCAUAUCUCAAGACUGCACAUCCUGAUCGCCUUAUGCUCGAGCGAAGACCUCCAGACUGCCCUUGCGGCUGGGGGCGCAUUGGCCAUCCUCACCGAACAUUCCAAAGAGAUCUGUCAAGCUAUCCUGAGCUCAGAAACAUUAACCUCCAGUCUCUCGAGGAUCUUUCGGGAGUCGAUUGAAGAAGACUUGGCUGAACCAGUCGAAGAGGAGGGGGGAAGACUGGAGGAAGGCAGGAUUGGCGUCCUGUUUCGCUUCGUCAGCUUGAUCGGUAACUUGUCCUCAACCACCCCCGAAUCUUACCCCAAUUUCUUCAGUCCCGCCUUGAUCCAUUCUCUUAACUCCCUCAUCCUAAAAUUCGCCCCUCGUGCUAAGGAUGAUAACCAAGCCCAGGCCUUGGUUCAGUUGGUCAAACUUGUAAUCCAAUCCAUUGAGAAGUAACUUCGUUCAAACACACACACACACACACAUGCACAUUAUCAAUUGUUGCAGCUAUCGAGAUCGUCUGAGACAAAGCUAAAACACUGUAGCAGUAUAUUCGUACCCAAGCAAACCCAAAGAAAUCACGACCAAAGUGGCGAGCUUGACGAGCCAAAUCUGAUGGAUUUUGUGAGGAUGCUCUUGUGUAGUUUGUGGGCCUUGCUUGUUCUUGCGCUUGAAUGCCCACUGCAGCCCCGAAGUCCAAGAUCCCCCUCUUGCCCUGUCAUCAUUUGGAUGCAAAAAA
This is a messenger RNA of Puccinia graminis f. sp. tritici CRL 75-36-700-3, 2818 nucleotides long. RefSeq lists its product as uncharacterized. The coding region runs from base 376 to 2535 and encodes 719 amino acids. The transcript has 2 exons. NCBI's taxonomy places the organism in Eukaryota, Fungi, Basidiomycota, Pucciniomycetes, Pucciniales, Pucciniaceae. The record is from RefSeq and is a predicted model, not a curated record.